Populus nigra (black poplar) is the source of this 1965-nucleotide messenger RNA. RefSeq names its product vignain. The record is from RefSeq and is a predicted model, not a curated record. Bases 723 to 1805 code for a protein of 360 amino acids. Gene Ontology annotation, molecular function: cysteine-type endopeptidase activity. Lineage: Eukaryota; Viridiplantae; Streptophyta; Magnoliopsida; Malpighiales; Salicaceae. Gene Ontology annotation, cellular component: lysosome. The transcript is spliced from 4 exons.
GGCACACAUGUGCAAAAAACGUGGCUCAGUGCCAUAAUCUGGAGAGAGUUCUCCGUCCUCAUGUUUCGUUGGGUCUGAAAAUAGAUUUUUCUUGCAGAAUUCACUCAAUCCCUUUACAGUUUUUUCUACCAAACCAUUUCAAAGACUUUAUGAUCAGUGGAUUCAGUUAAAGCCGAAGCAGUUGCAAGCAACUUUAUUUCCGAACUUGCAAAACUAUCGUGGCUCAAAAGCUUCUAUGGACGCAACCAUUUUAGUAAAUCAGUGGUCACCGCCCCUUUUCUCUUCCCCUCUCUUUCUUAUAUCAUAACAUGGUGCGAUAGCGUGUUCUGCAUGUAAGGAUCAUCCUGUAAAAUGCCCUAAGCCCACAAGUUUUUUAUGUUAUUAACUGCUCAGGAACUACUUGUAUCCUUCCUUCUGAUACAUACAUGUGAACCAAACUCACUUAUAUUUGGACUUUCUUGUUUAGUUGAAAUCACUCCAUUUGUACACACACAUUUUGUUUUCCAUAUUUCUCAAACACUAUCUCCAUAUCCUCCUCCAUUAUUAUACAUAAAUAGUUGAUGCCCAUAAGGAACUUGUAACCUCAUUAAUUAAUGAUCCUUUGUUCUAUUCUACAACUUCAUCUACAUAUCUUCCACUAUUGUUUCAUUUCUCUAUAUAAAGCAACCAAUAGUAGUUCCUUAUUCCCCAUCUUGUGUUGAGUUCUAGUUUUUCAAACGGAAAUGAAGAAAUUCUUACUUGUUGCUCUUUCUUUAGCCUUGGUUUUAGGAAUCACUGAAAGUUUGGAUUUUCAUGAAAAAGAUUUGGAAUCUGAGGAAAGUUUGUGGGAUUUGUAUGAGAGAUGGAGGAGCCAUCAUACCGUUUCAACAAGUCUUGAUGAGAAACACAAACGUUUCAAUGUGUUCAAGGAAAAUGUUAUGCAUGUUCACAAAACUAACAAGAUGGGCAAGGCCUAUAAGUUGAAAUUGAACAAGUUUGCAGACAUGACUAACCAUGAAUUCAGGUGUGUAUAUGCUGGAUCAAAGGUUAAACAUCAUAGGAUGUUUCGUGGGACACCACGAGGAAAUGGGAGCUUCAUGUAUGGGAAGGUAGAAAAGGUCCCCACAUCUGUUGACUGGAGGAAGAAGGGCGCUGUGACUGCUGUUAAGGACCAAGGUCAAUGUGGAAGUUGCUGGGCGUUUUCAACCAUAGUUGCAGUUGAGGGUAUUAAUUAUAUUAAGACAAAUGAGCUAGUAUCUUUGUCUGAGCAAGAGUUGGUGGAUUGUGACACUACAGAAAAUCAAGGAUGUAAUGGAGGGCUAAUGGAAUAUGCUUUUGAGUUCAUUAAGAAAAAGGGAGGCAUAACAACAGAGUCUACUUAUCCUUACAAAGCUGAAGAUGGACAUUGUGAUGCUGCAAAGGAAAACAACCCGGCAGUGUCUAUUGAUGGGUAUGAGAAAGUUCCUGAAAAUGAUGAGGAUGCAUUACUGAAAGCUGCUGCAAACCAACCAGUAUCUGUAGCCAUAGAUGCUGGGGGUUCAGAUUUCCAGUUCUACUCCGAGGGUGUCUUUACUGGAGAGUGCAGAACCGAGCUGGAUCAUGGAGUGGCAGUUGUGGGCUAUGGAACAACUCUUGAUGGAACCAAGUACUGGAUUGUUAGAAAUUCCUGGGGACCCGAAUGGGGAGAGAAAGGUUACAUCAGGAUGCAGCGAGGCAUCUCUGACAAGGAAGGACUCUGUGGUAUUGCUAUGGAGGCUUCAUAUCCUAUCAAAAACUCCUCAACUAAUCCUUCAGGAACCAAAUCUUCCCCCAAGGAUGAACUCUAAACUACAUAAGCAAUAUCAUUGGUUUCAGAAUUGCUAUCCAUUUCAGUUGUUUUUCCUGCUGUAUCAGAUUUGCUUCUUAAAAAUAACGUAUCCCUAAUUUGAUCAUGAUGUAAUUUCUUAAAAUGUUAUACUAUAUAUUGAAGAAUAAAUUUUUGAAAAA